CCAUCCAAGGAAUAUUUCAGCCUGACAAACUUAUUUGUAAGUAUAAUUCUGAUUGACUUGGGGGGUAUUCAUUCAAAUCCAGUACCUGAAAAUGAAGAGGCAUGUGGGUGUGGGAAUGGACUUCUCAGCAGGCAGUGAGUAUGCUCUCAAUUGGGCUCUCAGUAAUCUUGCCAGACAUGGAGAUACAGUCUUCUUGAUAAAUGUAAACAGUGAUGUUGAUUAUGGAGAGGGUGCCUUGUGGAUGGAGGAAGGAGCUCCCCUUGUUCCUCUAGAGGAGAUUGAUAAUCCAAGCAUCAUGCUCAAAUAUGGCAUAAAAUUUAGUGCAGAUAUACUUCAGCAGCUGAGGUUGGCUGCAAGUCAAAAGGAUCUGACAGUGGCUUUGAAGGUUUAUUGGGGUGAUGCAAGAGGCAAGCUUUGCAGAGCAGAGGUGGAUCUUGAGCUUCAUUGCUUGGUUGUGGGGAGCAGAGGCAUGGGGAUGUUGAAGAGAGCUAUCAUGGGAAGUGUGAGUGAGUAUGUUAUAUCUAAUGCUGCAUGUCCUGUUACAGUGAUUAAGAGCCCCCAACAGUGCUUGGAAUUGGAGGAGGUAAAUGAUGUAUAAAGUUUGGUGUGCCUUGAGAGAUUAUAAGGUGUUUAUAUUGUUUGUUUGGGGGAGAUUUAUGGGAUUUCUUAUAAAUUCUUAGAUGGUCUGUAAUAGAUAUUGGAAUAUAUGUAACAUUGGCUGUUGUUUUAUAUAAUAAUUCAGUGUUGCUUCUUAUUAAAAAUAAUUCAGUAUUGCUUCUUGUUAAA
This is a messenger RNA of Cryptomeria japonica (Japanese cedar), 786 nucleotides long. Its product is annotated as universal stress protein PHOS32. The transcript has a single exon. The record is from RefSeq and is a predicted model, not a curated record. NCBI's taxonomy places the organism in Eukaryota, Viridiplantae, Streptophyta, Pinopsida, Cupressales, Cupressaceae. Bases 92 to 598 code for a protein of 168 amino acids.